ACUCACGUGCAACGCCGCAAACAUGAGGUUUUUUAGGCGCUUCUUUAGCAAAAUUUGCUCGUGUAAUGAAAGUCGUCUGAGGAACAUCUCCGUCGAUGCUGUAAUGCCAAUGUUUAUGGUGCCUAUCCUUCUACUAACCGCCAGCGAGAAUGUUAUAUGCACGGUGUUAGUCUUUUCAACGUCACCGUUUUUCAUCUACUACCUCCACGUCAAGUUUUUACGCUUUUUUACGCGCACCAAGUUCUUUUUCAUGUGGACCAUCUCAAGUGUCCUUGCGCUGAUGCUGGUCUUUGAGUUCAGUGUCGUGCCACUACUAGAAAUUUUGCCAGAGGAGAAUCUGAUCUUCAUUAUUUGUGUUGUGGGUGGACUUAUUUGUGGUCAUGAAACACGAAGAAAGUCUGAUUGCAUGAGCCAAGUAAGCACUUCACAGACCUUAGAACUUGGAGAAAUUAACCAGGAUGUUUGCAGUACAUGUAAGAGGCAUGUAACACCCCAAGCUAUCCACUGUAAAAUAUGCCAGACUUGUGUUUUGGGCAAAAAAUACCACUGCCAUUGGCUGGACAGCUGCAUCGGAUCUAACAAUCUGGUAUGGUAUCUGCUAUGUUUGUUGUUCUCUACUGCGGCUUUUACUUAUGGUUCUAAUUUAACUAUGACCACCGUGUGCCGUCCAUAUAUAUUUAUUGGUUCAAUACUUUUGCCAGAUGACUGUAGCGAUGUUUACGAUCAAUUUGACCUGGCAAUUUGUUUUGUAUCAUCUGUUUACAGUCUUUUAAUUGGACUGAUAUUAUUUUUUUAUUUAAUUUAUCAUAUUUUGUUACUAUGUUUUGGAAAAACCAAAUACAGCUAUGUGCCAAACAGUGACAGGCAGCACAGUAAUGAAAUGGGGAAAAAUGCUUUACAAUUGUUUUGUUGUAAGUCGUGAAAAUCAAUGUCACUACUCGCUCUUGAAGAUGAGUCAAACUUUAGAAUGUACUAUUUUAUUAUUUAUACUGCUCCAUUUACUUAAAACAAAAACUAGAAAGUAAAAUGAGGAUCA
This is a messenger RNA of Copidosoma floridanum, 1036 nucleotides long. RefSeq names its product zinc finger DHHC-type palmitoyltransferase GABPI (gene GABPI). Gene Ontology annotation, molecular function: protein-cysteine S-palmitoyltransferase activity. Lineage: Eukaryota; Metazoa; Arthropoda; Insecta; Hymenoptera; Encyrtidae. The record is from RefSeq and is a predicted model, not a curated record. Gene Ontology annotation, biological process: peptidyl-L-cysteine S-palmitoylation; protein targeting to membrane. Gene Ontology annotation, cellular component: endoplasmic reticulum; Golgi apparatus.